UCUGAAUGUUGCAAAACGUAAAACGCAACAAGUGGACAGUCUGUUAUUUUGACAGAAGAAUGUUCUAAGAAAUCGAAAAUGAGUAGAAGUGGUGCGGAAAUGCGGGCAAGUGCCUCUCAGUUCAAAAUGAUUCAAGAUCGAAUGAAUGCAACAGAAAAUCAUUUGGGACAGAUAUGUGAUACGAUGUCAUCAUACACUCGAAAAACUGCUCAUGUCAGAGACAAAGGUGAUGAUAUCGCAAAAACUAUGGCACGGUAUGCUGACUAUGAAACAAUAAAUAUCACCUUGAAGAAGGCACUAGCUGAGUUUGCAGAGAAUUUUUCAGCUGUCCAAGAUUACCGGCAGGCAGAGGUUACUCGUCUUGAAGCAAAAGUUGUGGAACCCCUUACUAGCUAUGGCUUACUGUGCAAGCAGACCAAGAAUGAACUGAAGGCCUCAUUUGCUAGCAGAGAUAAGGAGAUUAAUCAAAGGAAGAAAGUGGAUAAAGUUCGGCAGAAAAACCCAAGUGAUGCGCAUCAAAUUACACAGGCGGAGAGAGAGUUACAGAAAGCCAGCGUGGAAGCAACGCGUACAGAGAAGAUUCUGGAACAGCAGAUGGACACGUUCGAGAAGAACAAGGUCGAAGACAUGAAGAAAAUCUUGCGAAACUUUGUCAACAUAGAAAUGAUGUUUCAUGCCAAGGCACUGGAACUGUACACAAAGUGUUUUCAGUCAUUGAAUGAAAUUGAUCCAGCAAAAGAUGUAGAGGAGUUCAAACAGAAGGUGCACCCAUCCGAUAACACGUCAUCGCGUAUGAUCAUGGCAAAAUCCGCCUCCGACGCUUCGAUGCAAUCCAACAGGACGCCGUCUGGUCAAACUACGCCUGGCAGUCAGCGUUCGGCCGGCAGUCAGAAUUCUCAACAGAGCUCGAAACUAAACUUUCAACAGAACUCACAACAGAACUCACAACAGAACUUUCAACAGAAUUCACCAUCACAAACCACAUCCAGCACACAACAGAAUAUCCCCACACAAAAGUCGUCGAAUACACAACAGCGCAACACACCUGCACAGUCACCAAUGAAUUCACAGAGACCAUCACCUGCACACACGCCGAUAAAAGUGCAAUCUAAAGUAAAUGUGUUGGAGGAUGACAGCGAGGAUGAUGAUGAUGAUGAUUAUGACGACGAUGAUGAUGACUAUGAUGAUGAAACUACAGAAGCAAGCACAGCCAGGACUGGAAGUAUUAGAAAAUGAUCAGCAGCUGAUUAGAGACGAUUCUUUUAGUGGCUGCUACAGGGAAGCUAUAUGAGGAAUGCACAGAUAUGUUCGGUUGGAGCCCUGUUUUUAGCCAUGCCAUUGGCAGCCCCUAAACCCUAAAAUGAUGAGCAGUUUAUCAAAGAAAAUUUGUUUAGUGGUUGCCGCAGGGUGCUCGCCUGUGUUUGUCAACUAUUCUAUUCUCUACAUAUUACACUAAAUGAAGGAUGCACAGAUAUGUUAGGUUGGAGCCCUCUUUUUAGCUAUUCCGUUGGCAGGCCCCUAGCCCCUAAAAUGAUGAGCAGUUGGUCAUAGAAAAGUCAUUCAGUGAGCCAGCCUUUAUUCUGGGAACCAGUCUCUAUUAGUCGACUUCUCCAUCUUGCACAUUACACUAGAUGGGGGAAUGGACAAACAUUUUAGGUUGGAGUCUUCUUUUCAGCCAUCCCGUUGGUAGACCCUUACCCCAUAAAUGAUAAGCAGUUGGUAGAGACAAGUAAUUUUGUGAUUUUCAUUCAUUCAUUCAGAGUCAGCCUCUUAUUUGUCAACAGUUCACCCUAUACAUUACACUAGAUGUGGAUCUUUGAGGUGGAAGAUGCAUUUUUAGCCAUCCGGAUGGCAGCCCCCUUAACUCCUAAAAUGAUAAUCAUAGUCAAGCCAUUCUAGUUCAAUAGACAGUAAUCCGCCCUUUUCAGUGGUUAAUUGGUCUCAUUGUUUAUGUUGCUACCUGUUCAUUACAUCAUUCUAUAAUCAAAAGUAGUGUGUGAUGUCACAUAAUAAGUGACGUAAUAUAUAUAUUUAUUAUCCACAUAGUUGAAGAUAUUCAGGGAAAUAUAACCAGUAUGACCCAUAUGUGUCGUAAUGAUUGCACGUGCAUAUCGAAUGACGUCAUUUUGGGAAGUGACGUCAUGACUUAAUGCUGCUUCUCCAGUGUAAACCGCUUAUGAAAAAUGACGUCAUUUCGUCGCCUCUUUUUAGUUACGUUUUAAACGUUUUGACAUGCUCUCGUUCGGGCAAUACAAGAAUCCUGACACUCGUUACGUAAAAUCAGUACGACACACAAGCUCAUGUAAUAAUCUAUAUAUAUAUAUAUAUAUUGGCUGUGAGCAGGCUCUUGAUGUCACAAUACAAAAAUAUGACUUUCAUAAUAAUUAUAGUAUGAUUGCUUCAAUGAUUGAUUUUCUUGAGGCUAGAGUCAGAAAAAGACAUCUACAAGAGAACUCAUUCCAGAUAAUAUUAUUCAGUGAUUUUCACAUAGACCAAACCUACUGGUAUCAGCUACUCAAGAUCAGAGAUGCACAGAUAUUUUAGGUUAAGAGUCCCCGUUUUUUUAGCCGUCAAGAUGGCAGCCCGCAACUCCACCUCAGGUUAAAGCCUGCAGUGUUAAGUUCAGAGAGAUAACCUACUUCUGCUAUUACUGUUGCCUUUACUGCGGCUGUGUCGACGGAAACAUGUUGCUGUUGGUACCACAAUUACCACUGCCAUGUUGAUAUUCACUUCAUCUACACAUUUGCUCUAGUUUGACAGCCAAUAGCCGAUGUAUUUUUCAUGCUGGGGUGUCGUUAAACAUUCAUUCAUUUACAUUUACUCCUGCUAUUGCUGCCUCUGUUACUGUUACCGCUGCUAAUAUUAGACCCUUCAUUUGUGUACCUCUGUCAACGUGUAUGUUACCGUUAACAAGACACUUGCUUAAUAGAGAAAAUGUAUAUCCAUUGAUAUUGUAUUGUGUGUUCUGCAUUCAUAAAGUAUUCCAUCCAUGUUGCACAUCUUGGUCGUGAAGUAGUGGUUAAGCUAUUGGCUCUUAAGAUUUAUUGGAACUGGGUUUGCAUCCCAAUACUGGCUCCCAUCCCGAAUGAGAUUAACUGCUCAAUGAAUAGAAUAUAUAUAUCAGCUAUUGAGUGUCAGACACUGGUAAGUUAAUGGCCGAGUACAGAAGUGUAAUGCUGCAUUCAUUAAAAGUCGACCGGCCUCGGUGGCGUCGUGGUUAGGCCAUCGGUCUACAGGCUGGUAGGUACUGGGUUGGGAUCCCAGUCAAGGCAUGGGAUUUUUAAUCCAGAUACCAACUCCAAACUCUGAGUGAG
This is a messenger RNA of Gigantopelta aegis, 3314 nucleotides long. Its product is annotated as protein FAM92A-B-like. Gene Ontology annotation, biological process: cilium assembly. The record is from RefSeq and is a predicted model, not a curated record. Gene Ontology annotation, cellular component: ciliary basal body; ciliary transition zone. Bases 79 to 1236 code for a protein of 385 amino acids. NCBI's taxonomy places the organism in Eukaryota, Metazoa, Mollusca, Gastropoda, Neomphalida, Peltospiridae. The transcript has 10 exons.